Molecule: messenger RNA, 1452 nt
Organism: Dacryopinax primogenitus
Lineage: Eukaryota; Fungi; Basidiomycota; Dacrymycetes; Dacrymycetales; Dacrymycetaceae
Product: PLP-dependent transferase
Exons: 2
Coding region: 1-1341 (446 amino acids)
Biological process (GO): biosynthetic process; amino acid metabolic process
Molecular function (GO): transaminase activity; pyridoxal phosphate binding
Source: RefSeq, a predicted model, not a curated record
AUGGGGGACAGCACAGAGAAUGCCCCUCACCUCUCCCAACGAGGAGCCCACCUCCUCUCCUCCUACGGCCGCAGCACCCAAUCAGCCAAGGAAAUCCUCACAGACGGCUACAACAGCACAAACCCCGACGGCUGGAUAAACCUCAACGCCUCGCAGAACACCCUCCAGCAUCCAGAGCUGCUCCGGUUCCUCCGCUCAAAGUUCGAUCUCGCAGACGUGGAGUUCAAGAUCGGGGACGACCUUUCCGGUUCUAGGCGGCUUCUCCGGGCCCUAGCUGCGUUUCUCAACAGGCACUUUGGACCAUGGAAAGAAGUGGAAGAGGAGGAGAUCAUCCUCGGUGCUGGGUGCGCACCGGUGACGGAGCAGCUGCUGAUGUAUCUCGCCGAUCCGGGGGAGGGAAUCCUGCUCCCCACACCCAGUUUCUCGGGGUACAAACACGACUGUAUGGUGCGCAACGGACUUAGGCCAGUGUUCGUCCACGCAAAGAUGGAAGACCAUUUCUCGACCUCGGCGAUACCGGCGUUCGAGCACGCGCUCAAACGCGCUCAAGAGCAGGGAACAACGAUCCGCGCAGUGCUCCUAUGCAACCCCAACAACCCGCUCGGGCGGUGUUAUCCCCAAGCCGCCUUACUCGCCUAUGCCCGUUUUUGCGAAACCCACAACCUCCAUUUCGUAUGCGAUGAGAUAUUCGCCCAGUCGACCUUUUCCUCCGACCUGCCAAACCCCGUGCCGUUCGUAUCGGCCCUAUCGCUCGAUCUUGCGGCAGAGGGAUGCGACCCUGCACGUGUACAUGUCCUCUAUGGCCUGUCGAAGGACUUUAACGCCAACGGGUUACGGGGAGGGGCGCUUAUCUCGCGCAACCGUCAGCUGCUAGGAGCACUACGCACCACCUCGCACUAUAUCAAGAUGAGCAGCGCGACUGCUCUGCUCUGGGCUCUUGUGCUCGAGGACAAAGGGUGGUGGGAGACGUUCGUUCAGGAGAAUAGGAGGAGACUUGGGAGGGCGUAUGCGUACGUCACCGCUUGGCUGAGGUUUCACCAGAUCCCGUACUAUCCGGCCAGCGCGGGGCACUACAUCUCUGUCAACUUGCGCCAGUUUUUCCCUUCCCACGAUGCGGAAGGGAACGACAUUGGCGAGGAGGAGGAGGCGAAAGACGAUCUGCUGAACAGGAUGUUGAACAAGGGGAAGGUACUACUGGGCUCGGCUGCAGGGUUCAACUUCCCGGAAAAGGGCUGGUUUAGAUUAUGUUAUUCUGCCCCGGACGGGGACGUACUGCCCGGACUGAGGAGAUUGGAGAAGAUGUUUGACCUGCCGGAAUGGGACGGCGGUUCGGGGUUGUAGGCAGUGUUGUUUUCUGAAGAUAGAUUGUUGGAGAUGGAGAUAGGGAUUGGAAGCAGGACAUGCAGGGAAGACGUCAUGUCGCGCAAUUACGACGAUUUUGAAUGAGAGAUU